GGUGGGAAUUAUUGCAUUACGCUAAAAAGGUAUAAAUAAUGAUAAAUCAACUAGCUUACUUCAGUAAGCGGAUAAUUGUGAACUGCAAAUAUUGUGAAUAGAGCGAUUUAACUCCAACAAUGAUUUUCGAAUAUAUCAGGAAACCAGAUGGGGAAAAUCUGCUUAGAGCCCGUGAAGCCUACAAAUACGUCGAUGAUAUUAUGGUCUUCUUGGGCUGGGGCUCGACCGAGGGGCGUGGCAAAAUAAAUCGACGAUUAUAUAGACUGUAUACGGUUUUGGUCGUCAUCUUCAGUCUAUAUCUUCCCUUUCUAUUCGCUCAGUCGCUCAUGUUAACCAUAGAUAUAUCCCAUGCCGAUACUCUAUUCACCACGCUCGAGGUGUUCUUCAACGGCCCCGCCUAUACGAUCAAGUCGGCCAUAAUGCUUCGCAAUAGAUGGCGUGUGGACAAGGCCAAGGAUAUGUUGGACGUGAUGAGCGAGCGUUUGGUGACAUACGAAGAGCGAGUGAGAGUUCAUCGAUUGGCCGUCAACUGCAAUUACAUAACACUUCUAUAUCGGUUUGUAUACACUAUACCAACGACACUGAAUCUAGUAUAUAGCGUCUACUAUGGAUAUCCGCCUCUAAAUUUGUAUAAUCCAUUUGUGGACUGGCAUAAGGAUACGCGCAGCCUUUGGAUCGCAGCACUUUACGAAUAUUUCCUACAGAUCUUUGCGGUCCAUGCCUUCAUGGCAUCGGAUUCUAUGCCUCUGAUAUUCGGGCUGACUGUGCGAUCCUAUACACAAUGGCUGACAGAGCGGGUCGAAAGAUUGCGCAAUAAUCCCAAAAGACCUGAGGAUGAGAACUACCAGGAACUUGUUCAAUGCAUCAAGGAUCAUCAGCUUAUUGUGGAGUACAGCGAGAACAUGCGUCCUCUGAUCUCUAUUGCCUUGUUUGUUCAGUAUACCACAGCAUCCUUGGUGAUGGCUUCAUCACUCGUUCAUUUGGUGACUUUUGCGGAUAUGGUCUCGGGCAUUACAACCACCAUUUAUAUGAUCUCCUGUAUGUUUCAAACAUUUCCAAUUUCGUACAUCUGCGAGCAGAUAGUUGAAGACUGUGAACUACUAUCCAUGGCUAUAUUUCAUUCGAAUUGGAUCGGUGCGCCUACCGCCUACACUUCGGCCCUUAAGUAUUUCAUUCACAGGACCCARCAACCAAUCCAAUUUAUAGCCGGCGGCGUAUUCCUCAUAUGCCUGAACGUAAAUAUUCAAGUGGCCAAAUUUGCAUUUUCUUUGACCACAUUUGUUCAACAGAUGAGCGUAUUUGAAAACUUUGAUCGUUAAAUUACCGGAAAACCGUUUAU
Molecule: messenger RNA, 1339 nt
Organism: Drosophila arizonae
Lineage: Eukaryota; Metazoa; Arthropoda; Insecta; Diptera; Drosophilidae
Product: odorant receptor 42b-like
Biological process (GO): sensory perception of smell; detection of chemical stimulus involved in sensory perception of smell
Cellular component (GO): plasma membrane
Molecular function (GO): olfactory receptor activity; odorant binding
Source: RefSeq, a predicted model, not a curated record